GCUGGAGCUCGGCUCUGCUGAAUUGUGGCUGACCAGCAUUGCGAAUAAAACAUACUCGGUGCACCGAGAGGAGAGGGAUGGACAAUACUUGCUCACUGCUGGUCAUGUUAAAUCGCCCCUGCUUUGGUCUCACCCACCAAUGAAGACUUCGGACUGAAUCAUCCUCUUCCACUUCUAAAGAAAAAGCAGGGAUUUUAAAGAGUCACGCCACUGUGGUUUGUCAUCUCGUCUGGGUAUUGCUGAAGACGCGGCGUUUUAUCCUGAUGGAGAGGCUUGAGAGGACGACUGACUCCCUGUAAUCAGAGCAAACAGAGAGGUGUGAUGGCCAGCUGGAGGCCAUGCCACCAUGUUACCACCGGGAGAGCGGCUCAGCAUCUGUCGGGCUGAGCUGCACCAAGAGGUAAAGAACCAGAGCAACUCCAGAGGAUGUCGCUGCUAACUUUCAACGUCAGCUACAACGUGUCCAACAUGGCAGCCUCCUUCUUCAGCUUGACACCUGAAGCAGACCACAACAACAUAACAGACAAGAUGGCUUUGCAGAUGGUAACUGUGCUGACAAACGUCACCAAUGCCACUGGCAUUCCACCACCUGGCGUAGAAGGGAGGUCAAGUAUGGGGAUGGUGCUUGUACCAGUUGGAAUUAUCACCGUUAUAGCAUUAGCUGUGGCGAUGGUAAGUCAGGUUCUAUACAUCAGGAAAAGGAAAAGAUUGGAAAAGCUCCGUCACCAGUUGAUGCCAAUGUACAACUUUGAUCCCGGCGAGGAACAGGAUGAACUAGAGCAGGAGCUACUUGAUCAUGGCCGUGACAUCGCUUCCCAGGGCCCGCAGAGCAAGAUUCUGAUGCCAAGUCAAGGAUCCUUGCAGAGGCCCAGCAGACUUGUGUUCACCGAUGUGGCCAAUGCCAUCAAAGCCUGAAUGAAAUUGGAUUCUGCUUCGUGCUCCAACUUGUGAAGGUCAAUCUGUGCAUGGUCGUGUCAUCUGCUUCCAGUCAUAUAUCGAUAUAUAGUCCUCUGGAUAGCCUGCUUCCCUACUCCCCCAGACCUCUAAGAUGUCAGUCACUUUGGGUACACCUCCGGACAUGCAUUUCAAGAGAAGAAAUGGUAUUCUGAGCAGGCAGUAAGAGGACAAAGUAGAAGCCAUUGGCUUGGCUUGGGAUUCACAAUGACAGGGAGUGGAGCAGGGGAUUAUUGAACUCAUUUCCUGUCAAUGUGAGUCCUGUUUCUUAGCUCCUCCGGUACUGGGCUGAAAUUUGGGGGCUUGGUGGAGCAGAGGGGCGAAGCCAUCUGCGCCCUUUCCCCUUUCCCAACCACUCACCAGCCCUGAAAAUUGCAGAAAAAGUUUACCGUUUCCAUUCUCUCUGGGUGGGGCAGUUCCCCCGACCCCCCCACCCUGCGCUCACCACUACUUGGAUGGAAUCCCUUAGUCUGUGCCCAUUUCAAAAGCAAACAAGGUGUCCCAUGACAUAUACAAGAACUAGCCUGAUCACGCGGUAGAGAGCUAGACUGGGCUGAAGCUACUAACAAUGUUUAAAUAUGAAUAUUUCACAGAGGCAGUGGGAGAGGUGCAGCUUCUGAAACCUCCACAGAAAUACUGAGGGUUCCUGCCUCUCCAAUCCAUUUUUUGUUCCCACUCUUUAUUCUUUCAUGGGAUGUGGGUGUCACUGGUAAGGCUGGCAUGUUUGUUUUGCCCAUCCUGGUUUCCCAUUAGCUGAUUAGCUUGCUGAGCCAUUUCAGAGGCCACUUAAGAGACAACCGCAUUGCGGUGGGUUUGGAGUCACAUGUAGGCCAGAAGAUUUCACUUGACUGGGUAAGGACAGCAGAUUUACCUCCGCCACCUCCCCCCCCCAAAGAGGAAUUGACGAACUAGCUGGGAUUUUUACAAACAAUCAACACCAGUUGUGUGGUCAAGUUGACAUUUAUUAAUUGAGUUCAAGUCCCACUUACUGCCGUUGAGAGAUGUUAAACCCCUGAACUCAGAGGGUUAGAGUGGGCCUCUGGAUCACCUCUGCUCUAGAGACAUGACCACGAUGCCAGCAUCCCCUCCACUCCCUACUCUACCCCUUAAUUUGUCUCUUCCUGCUCACCCCCCAUUACCCAUCCAUCAACAGCUGCCAUCAGCACCUCACCCAUAGCCUGAUGUUCCCACCAAGGCUCAGCCACUCAAAGUUAUGAGCUGGCUGAGGGAUGAGGAGAUGGGUUUGGGGGCAGGGAAGGGUGAUGUUGGUGUCUCCUUGCUUCCAGAGGGCCAGCAUCAAAACCAAAACCACAACCGUUUCAUGUUGUCUUGUCCCUUUGACUCUGGGCUGCCAUUUUGGAUUUAUCGGUCAAUUUCACAGCCAGGAAAUUGUGGGCACAAAGUGGUAGCGCUCUCCCCUCUAGGUCAAAAGACUAAGGUUUCAAUUCGGUCCCCAGGAUUUUAGCACGAGAUCUAAGCCAACUGGGGGAAUACUGCAUCGUCAGAGGCACCACCUUUGGGAUAAGACAUUAAAUCCAGGACCUGUCUGCCUUCUCAGGACAUGAAAAAGUGAAAGAGGAAGCAGGAUAGUUCUCCCUGGUGUUCAACAUCAUGACGGCAGACUGCCUGGUCAAUAAUACAUUGUGGGAUUUGCUCUCUGCAAAUUGGCUGCUAUGGCUCCGAAGUUACUGCAAUUCAAAAGAACUUAAUUGACUCAAAAGCACCUUGGGUUGUUCUAGGGUCAUGAUGGGUGAAUAUGAAGGUUUCUUUUGCUUUACAAGAACCUAUCCUUUAUGUUCAGUUACUGGGCUAAAUAUAUGGACAUCUUUCCAGAUGGAAACUCUAUUGAAAUAAAUGCAUAUCAACGUGACACUGUCUUAAGAUGUUCAAACACGAACCAAGGAACAGAUGGAAUAACUCUGCAAUUCUCUACCCAUUCAGAUCACUGUUAAAAAAUUCACACAACACCAGGUUAUAGUUCAACAUUUAGAUCACUGCAUAGCCCUUGUUAUUAAUCUCGCAAUGCAGAUGCAGUUUCAAGGAUUCCAGUCAUAAUUACUUUAUUCUUUCCACUGUGAAUUCUGAUCAGAGAACAGAGAACGUUACAGUGCAGUACAGGCCCUUGGGCCCUCGAUGUUGCGCUAACCUGUGAAAUUAAUCUGAUGCCCAUCU
This is a messenger RNA of Chiloscyllium plagiosum (whitespotted bambooshark), 3126 nucleotides long. The record is from RefSeq and is a predicted model, not a curated record. Lineage: Eukaryota; Metazoa; Chordata; Chondrichthyes; Orectolobiformes; Hemiscylliidae.